This is a messenger RNA of Penicillium argentinense, 345 nucleotides long. RefSeq lists its product as uncharacterized. The record is from RefSeq and is a predicted model, not a curated record. Lineage: Eukaryota; Fungi; Ascomycota; Eurotiomycetes; Eurotiales; Aspergillaceae. The coding region runs from base 1 to 345 and encodes 114 amino acids. The transcript has a single exon.
AUGGGCACUCACGCAAUGAGAUUCAGGUCCAAGCGAGUCUCGACUCCAGAUACCACAUUCACAUGCAGCUCGCUGGUUUUCUUCGCUUCUGGCUCGAAGGACGCGAAUGAUGUCCACUCGGUCCCGCGCGGCCGCCAGAUGCAACGCGGUCUGUCCCUCCUCUGUGCGCGCCGCGAUUCUCGCGCCGUAGUCGAGCAAGCAUGUCACCAUCUCGGGAGUCGAUACGAGACAAUCUACAUGGAGAGGUGUCCGCUUGGUGCAGUGGCGGCGAUUCACAUCAACACCUUUCUCUUUGGGGUAGUCUUCGACGGCCUGCAGAUCGCCAGAUACGAUCGCUUGACAUAG